AUGUCGAAAGCAAAAGCCGCAUUCCUCCAAAUUCAUUUCAAUGCCCUCGCCCUUGUUCUCCUUCUGAGCCAUGCAUGCUCCCAACUGCAUGAUGCUCAAGAACAAGCUAUCUUAAUUCAACUAAAGCAAUAUUGGCAAAAUCCAUCGUCCAUCAGCCACUGGAUCCUGUCAUCAAACUUUUCCAACCAUUGCAGCUGGCCUGAAAUCACUUGCACUAACAACUCAGUCACUGAGUUACACCUUUCCAACAAGACAAUCAACGGAAAAAUCCCAUCUUUCAUUUGUGGCCUUAAGAACCUUACAUCCAUUGAUCUUAACUACAACAACAUCAUAGGUGAAUUUCCAAAACCUCUCUACAACUGUUCCAAACUUGAGCACUUGGACCUCUCUCAAAACUAUUUUGUCGGCACAAUCCCUGAUGACAUUGACAGACUGCGUCGGCUCCAGUGCUUGAACCUUACGAGUAAUAACUUUUCUGGUGACAUUCCCGUAGGCAUUGGACGGUUACAAGAGCUAAGGAACCUUCAGCUUGCUGCAAACCAGUUCAAUGGUUCUCUCCCGCCGGAAAUUGGCAACUUGUCUGAACUUGAAUAUUUGGGAUUGGCAUAUAAUUCAAAGUUACUGCCGUCCAAGUUGCCUUCAAGUUUCACACAAUUGAAGAAGCUGAAGACAUUAUGGAUGUGUAAUGCAAAUUUAAUUGGUGAAAUCCCCGAUAUAAUUGGAGAUAUGGCAGCUCUCGAGGUAUUGGAUUUAUCUAACAAUGUAUUGACGGCAAAAAUCCCAAAUGCUUUGUUCUUGUUAAAGAAUUUGAAGAAGAUAGAUCUUUUCAACAACAGUUUAGUUGGAGAGAUUCCUCAAGUAAUUAGAUCUUCCAAUCUGACUGUGAUUGAUCUUUCUCAAAACAACCUGACUGGAAGAAUCCCGAGUGAUAUUGGGAAACUAGAAAAGUUAUCGGGUUUGGUUCUGUUUUCCAAUCAACUGUCGGGUGAAAUUCCAGAAGGCAUCGGACGAAUCUCAACAUUAACAGACGUUAGAUUGUUUAGCAACCAAUUGUCAGGCACCCUGCCUCUAGAUUUCGGCCGGUACUCAAUGCUCCAGAUAUUCGAGGUUGCUUCUAACAGGCUUACGGGGAUGUUGCCUAAGAAUUUAUGCAAUGGAGGUAAGUUGCUAGGAAUUGUAGCUUUUGAUAACAAUCUUACUGGAGAAUUGCCAAAAUCACUUGGUAACUGUAAUAGCUUAACAACAGUCGAAAUCUCCAGGAAUGGUCUUACUGGGAGCAUUCCUAGUGGUCUAUGGACAUCGUUGGACUUAUCAAAGUUAAUGAUAAGUGACAACUUGUUCACAGGUGAGCUUCCCAGAAAAGUGUCAUAUAAUCUCACCCGACUUGAGAUCAGUAACAACAGGUUUUUCGGAAAAAUUCCUGUUGAAGUGAAGCUAUGGAGGAAACUUUCUGUAUUUAAUGCCAGUAACAACUUCCUUAAUGGUACGAUUCCGAGAGAAUUAACAGCUCUUCCAUCUCUGUCUAUUCUUUUGCUUGAUCAAAACCAACUCCAUGGCUCCCUUCCGUCUGAUAUAAUCUCAUGGAGGUCACUCAGUACUCUAAAUCUUAGUAAAAAUAAACUUUUUGGUCAAAUUCCAAAGGCCAUUGGUUUUCUACCGUGCCUUAACCAAUUGGAUUUGUCAGAAAACCAAUUUUCUGGCCAAAUUCCUCCUCAACUUGGUCGUCUAAGGUUUACUUCCUUUAACCUUUCUUCCAAUCAUCUCACGGGGAACAUUCCAAGAGAGUUUGAAAAUGAUGCAUAUUCCAACAGCUUCGUAAACAAUCCUGGUCUUUGUGCAACUACUGCAAAUGUAAACCUUCACAUUUGUGGUUCACAAAAAAACUCUAGCUUAAGUUAUCCUCAAAAUCUUAUUUGGAUUUCAAGUGCAGCAGUUCUUGUACUGUGUUUAUCUGUUUCGUUCUUCCUGACUAAAUUAUAUAGGAAGAGAAAUCGUGCACCAGGUUCAAUAUGGGAGCUCACCCCUUUCCAAAUGUUGAAUUUCACAACAGAAGGCAUUUUAUCAGGAUUGAAAGAUCAAACAAACAGGAUUGGAGAUGGGGGGUCAGGAGAAGUCUACCGUGUUGAUAUAACUGGCAAUGUUGGAGCAGGAAUUGGAAAAGCAAUUUCAAGCUGA
Messenger RNA from Durio zibethinus, 2175 nucleotides. The record is from RefSeq and is a predicted model, not a curated record. Lineage: Eukaryota; Viridiplantae; Streptophyta; Magnoliopsida; Malvales; Malvaceae.